Thecamonas trahens ATCC 50062 is the source of this 1622-nucleotide messenger RNA. RefSeq lists its product as uncharacterized. The coding region runs from base 1 to 1485 and encodes 494 amino acids. Lineage: Eukaryota; Apusomonadida; Apusomonadidae. The transcript has a single exon. The record is from RefSeq and is a predicted model, not a curated record.
AUGCGCCCCCUCGUCACACCCGCGCUACGCAAGGCGGUGUUCUCGCUUGGUCCGGCAUGUGACACGCCUGCGGCGCUCCGUUCCCUCUUCCGUGCCCCUCCCGCUGCCCUCGCCCCCGUCGUUCGCCUCGACCUGGCCCGUGGCGGGUGGCGGGCGACGUCGCCGCCGCCGAUCCCGCGCAAAGCGGCUGCUGCUGCGCACCCGGCACCGCGGGCUCUACUUGCGCUCUACGCGCAAUUGCGGUAUCACGCCCGGCUCGCCGAUCGCGCACGUGCUGCCGCCGAUGGCAUGGCCGCCGGCCGGACCACCCCGCUCUGGAUUGACCUGCCGGACUCGGCGCCGCGAUCAGCCUGCCAUGCCCGGCUUGAGCUCUUGCCGCCCGGCUCGGAGCUGCGGCUCGCUGCCGGCCGCAACAACGAGGCACUGUUCAUUAGAGGUCAGUGCGCGCAAGCGACGUUGGCAGCAGCACGACCCAAGGACGUGGUUGUGUUUGAUGGCGGCGCGCUGACUGCACGGGUGACCGGUACCUCGCCUCUCGGCGUCGUCUCCGCCAGAGUGCUCCCGGCGCCCGGCGCUACGAGCCCGGCACUGCCGCUGCAUGCUGAGAUGGGCCUCGUCCGGCAUCUCAAAGGCGGACAGGUGAUGGACCUCUGCCCGCCGCCGUCGCUCCUGUGGGACACCGUCCCGUUUGCCAAGCGCCUCAAGCCGGAGUUUGUCAGCGUCUCGGCUGCGGUCCUCGCCGCCGAGCCGGAGACGCUGCCUCGGCUGCGCGAGGCGCUGGCAGCGCCCACACUUGCCGCUGAGCACGAGUGGGUUGAGCAUGCUCGCGGCGCCGGGACGGCGAAGCGCGGGCUGGCCCAGCUCCCCCACGUCCGCCUUGCGUUGAGGCUCGACUCGCUCGCCGGUCUUAACGCGCUACGCCAUGCCCCACAGCUCCUUGAGGCUGCCGACGUGCUGAUCUUUGACACACGAGCUGUACUCGCGCCGCUCAUCCACCCGUCACAGCCGAACAAGCCCCCUCGUCCGGCGGCGGUCGCCGACGCUGCUGCUUACGUCGAGCACCUCGCUGACCGCGCCCGCGCUUCCGCGAUGCCCGUCGUUCGGGUCUCCCACGCGCUCGACAGCCUCAUCCAUCCGCAGGCUACCGUGCCGGCACCCGCUGAUCUCACCUUGCUGCUCGAUGAGCUCUCACGUGACGGCGCACGUGGAUGUGACGCACUUGCGUUUACGUCUGUGGCGAGCUUUGGCUCUCACGCCGAGGUUGCGGCCGCUACCUGGGGUGCCCUGGCCGCACACACAGCAUCGCAUACGCGGCCGGCCGGCGAGCCUGUCCACAUGCACAUCGAGUCUUGGGCGCAAGUACCCGAGCUUCUGCACGCGACAGCUGGUGGCGCCGUUGUCCACGCCACUACGCCGCACAAGACGCUCGCGCGGCAGCUACAGCUAUUGUCGUUUGUUGUGCCUGAGCAUGUGCGGUCAGUUUGAGUGCGAGCGGUCUGUCCCGUCAGCAGCAGCCAAAAAGCUUGCUCAAGCCGGUAGGAGCCGGGCGAUAAGGGACAGCCACGGUGAGGACAGGCUCCUCGGUGAGAUAGACGAGCCGCUCAAAGCGCAUGGCGGUGCCA